AUGACCAGCUCACAAAACAUUCUGGGCACAGCAACAAAUGUCUUUCGGGAUACUGAAGCCAAUGCUGGACUGGGAGAUCAACCUACCUUUGCAAAUACAACACGCAGAGCCGAUGCCCUAAAGCAGCUGAUUGCGUCUGUUCCUGCGGAAAACCGCAAGAUUGCUGCCACAGACAGACGCUUCCUCGACGAAGCCUGUAAGGCCUUUGACGGCACCGGCGCGUGUAAGGCUGGUCCAGACGGUAACUGGCUCGUCAAGGGAAUGAGGACGAGCCUGAAGCAUUACCAAGUACUAGGGACAGCCUUUAUGCGCAAGCGCGAGCAUGAGACGCAGCAGCCUCGAGGAGGCAUUCUUGCUGACGAGAUGGGUUUGGGAAAGACUCUGAUGAUGCUGGCGAACAUCGUCAAUGGCAAGCAAACAAUACGUGACAAGGGCACGCCAAAAUGCACCCUGAUCGUGGCCAGUCCCGCAUUGUGUAACCAAUGGGCCGCUGAAAUCUCCAAGCACACUCUUAGUAAGAAGCAGGACCGGCUUGUAGAGCAUGCGAAGAAGCAUGGCCUAGACAGAGUGGUGCAGCAUCGCGCCGGCUUCAGAUUGAGCCCAGAUGAAGCAACGGCCAAGCGUUGUAUUGAGGAGGCGGACAUCUGCCUUACGACUUACUAUGAUAUCUGCAAAUCUUACCCCAAGGCGGUAGUACCCGCUGAGCUCACUACGGCAGCACAGAAGGACCAGUGGUGGAAAGGCUUCUAUGAAGAGAAUAAGGGGGUGUUUCAUCAGGUGACCUUCAACCGGGUCGUGCUCGAUGAGGCUCACGCAAUCAAGAACCACAAGGGACACACGAGUCUCGCCUGUCGUGCUCUCGAGGCGACUCACUACUGGGCCAUUACUGGAACCCCUAUUAUGAAUCGCCUCACCGAGUUUUAUCCGUAUUUCAAGUUCCUCCGUGAGCCCUAUACUGGUUCUUUCAAGAUCUUCAAAGAGAAUUUCAGCACCCCUGACGACCCCGAUGGUACUGCCCGCCUGGCUGUCUUCCUCCGGAAGAUUAUGAUCCGUCGCACUCACUUGGAUAAACUGUUUGGCGCUCGACUACUCGACCUACCACAGCCUAAGCAGACAGUCGUAUGGCUCAGCUUCAACGACACGGAGCGACAAAUCUACGAAAUUGUCAAGAUGCGCUUUAUUCAACGCAUCAAUACGAUUUCCAAGCAAGAGAAUGGCGUGAAUUGCUAUAGUCAUAUCUGGACCAUGGUCCUUCGCCUCCGACAGCUGUGUGCACACAUUUUGCUCGUACAAGACUCCAUCGUGGAUCUUCUCAAGCGUGAGGAUUUUGAGAAACUCAAUGCCCUGUGCCAACGCCAGGUCAACGAGGACGAAGGAGCCUCCAUCUUGCUCCACCUUCGCCACGUGUUGUCCAAGAGCGUGAACGAGGAACUGGAUACUGUCGAGGCGGGUGCUGGAGGUGUUGGCACCGUGAUUGGCGCGACUCAGACAGCUCCUAUCAACGCGGUAGAAUUCCAUCAUUCCGCAGGCCAAUCCUCCGCAGGUGGCAGACAUGGGAGGAAAUACGACAUCAGCCCUUAUAUGAAAGAUCUGACUCAAUCUGGUCACCUCCGGUCGAUUCAGAAGCGUUCGCCCUGUUGUGCUUGCAGACAAUCGCCGCCGCACAAUCCACAAGUCACAUCCUGCUUUCACAUUGUCUGUCUAUUUUGCAUUCGAGAGCUGCAGAACGCGGCAGCUCGCAAUCACAAAGACUUCGCUAGCUGUCCAGAGUGUGGCAUGAAUUUCACUUCCGUCACUCCUUGCCAGCCCCAGCCCGAAUAUGGCGACGACAGCAGCAGCAGCAGCGCAACUCCUUCAAAUGCAGGAGGAAGCACCGACAACGUCCACACGAGCAAAAGCAAAAAAGACGACAACAAUAAAAACAACAUAAACGACUGGAUCGGCCUCAAAGGCGAAAUCCUCCCCUCCACAAAAACCAUAGCCUGCAAAGCCCAAAUUCUCGAAUGGCUCCAAACCGACCCGACCUCCAAAAUCAUCAUUUACACCCAAUUCAUCCCCGUAAUUCGCAUCCUCUCCCAAGUCUGCCACUCCGAGGGCUGGGGCUACGUGACCUACCAAGGCUCGCAAACGCAAGAAGCACGAAAAAAUGCCCUAUCACGCUUCGAUUCCGACCCGACAUGUCAGAUUUUACUCUCGUCACUUCGAUGCGGAGGGUUAGGCUUGAAUUUGACCAUGGCGCAGUAUGUGAUUUUGAUUGAUCCGUGGUGGAAUUCUGCGGUGGAGCAACAGGCGUUUUGUCGCGUGUUUCGUAUUGGACAGCGCAGGGAGACGAGGAUGACGAGGUUUGUGGUGGAGAAUACGAUUGAUGCGGCCAUGAUGGAGAUGAAGGAGAGGAAAGAAAUGGAAAUUGAUACUGUCAUGGAAAAUCCGAGAUUGAAGGAGAAGCUUACGGUCGAGGAGUUGAUGAGGAUGUUUGGGGAGGUGAGGACUGAUGAGGGUGGUCGGCCGUUUAUUUUUGCCGAGGGGGAGGAGGGGGGGAGUGAGGAGCGGCAGCGGCAGCAGCAGCAGCAGCAGCCAAAUGAGGUUUUGAGGAAUGGUGGUGAUGAGGAUGAUGAGGAUGAAGUUGAAUAUUGA
Molecule: messenger RNA, 2634 nt
Organism: Sphaerulina musiva SO2202
Lineage: Eukaryota; Fungi; Ascomycota; Dothideomycetes; Mycosphaerellales; Mycosphaerellaceae
Product: SNF2_N-domain-containing protein
Exons: 3
Coding region: 1-2634 (877 amino acids)
Molecular function (GO): ATP-dependent chromatin remodeler activity; ATP binding
Source: RefSeq, a predicted model, not a curated record